Messenger RNA from Anopheles maculipalpis, 5991 nucleotides. RefSeq names its product patronin (gene Patronin). Gene Ontology annotation, molecular function: microtubule minus-end binding; spectrin binding; calmodulin binding. The record is from RefSeq and is a predicted model, not a curated record. Gene Ontology annotation, cellular component: microtubule minus-end. The transcript has 27 exons. NCBI's taxonomy places the organism in Eukaryota, Metazoa, Arthropoda, Insecta, Diptera, Culicidae. Gene Ontology annotation, biological process: neuron projection development; negative regulation of microtubule depolymerization; cytoplasmic microtubule organization. Bases 22 to 5880 code for a protein of 1952 amino acids.
AACGCUACUACGCGUGUGAUCAUGGAAAAUCAACAGCAGCAACCAUCAACACGGUCGGCGUACGACAUGGAAACCCAGGAAUCCAGAUUUGCCAAACAGAGAUCGUCAGUCAGAUGGCUGCUCUCGAAAGCGUACAACAAUCGUGUGCCAGAGAUACUGAAGGAUCCGUUCUACCGCGACCACGAGGGUCAGGAUCACCUGAAGCCGCAGAUCGUGGUCGGGCUCGGCAAUGCGUCGAUCUACUGUCAGGUGUUGAGUAACAUCUACUCCGAUCCGAACUACCAGAGCCUGAACCACUGGUCGAUUCUGCAAACGCUGUCCCGGAAGGGUGUCCCACUGAACGAGUCGUCCGAUCAGCCCCUCACCGAGACGGUACUCAUACAGACGAAUCCUCUUAGAAUUAAUGCACAUAUGACUGUGAUAGAAGCGCUGAUGGUGUUAUACGCUAAAGAGGUGGCUUCCAGUGGAAGAAUUUCCAGUGCUUUAGAGAGAAUAUCUGGCCGUAGUGUAGCGCCAACGGUUCAGCAUCAUGAAGCUGCCUUACUGAGUUGGAUUUCGCACGUUUGCGGUGCGCUGAAGAAGCGCAUCGACUACGAACUGACGACAAACGGUGGCAGCGGAACUGUGGACGAAUACGGUCAACGGCACCAAAGCCCGGACGUUCCACCUGUGCGCGACUUUCGUGAACUGUGCGACGGUGUUUGUCUGGCUUAUCUAAUCUCGUAUUACUGUCCCAAACUAGUUCCUUGGCAUAGCGUUAAAUUCAACCACGUACCGACUAUUGAGGAUUCCAUUCACAAUAUUCUGAUAGUUAGUAACUUUUCCGAGCGAAGUUUGCCAUACACCGUGUUUCACAUGUCUCCAGAAGACAUAACCUACAUGCGAGGAUCAAUGAAACAGAAUCUGGUAGUGCUGUUGGCGGACUUGUUCAACCUUUUCGAAAUCCAUCCGGCCAAAUGUGUCUGCUACCCGGGCAUGGAGCAGCAAUCACCAGACACAGCUGGAGCCGGCGCAACUAACGAACACGGCAUUGCCCACCGGCGAGGUUUCGCGAAUCAACCGACGAUCGCGGCCAUUCCCGAUUUGCGUCCCGGGCUCGAUUCGCCACCGAGCAGCAGUGCAGCGAGCAGCGGCAACAGCAGUGCCGGCGGUGGCAACGGUGGCGGUUUUGGCUGCAGCAGUACCGGUGGCGGCGGCGGCAAUGGUGCCAUUAAUCGGCCGCCGUUUCAAGUCAAUCGGUCACCAUCGGCCAGUACACUCAGGAAGCAUAUUUCAACCCGGGAAAUACCGGAACAGCACCAACCACAUCAGCUGUACCAACAGCAGCAAUCACCGUAUCAGCAGCCGGAUCCAGACGAAGGAUUCGUUGUGCAUCGAAGUAAAGGAGUGCCAACAUUAUCAUCAUUGCAGGAACCACUGGUACCGGCCAGAAUUAGACAAGCCAAGGAAAAGACGAACAAUGACUCGAAGGCAGAAGAACGAGGUGAUAGCAUCCCGGCAGGGCGGCCGAGCAAUUGGGAAGAGUCGCGCAAAACCAGCUUCUCAGGACGACGCUCGCGGCGCAAUUCCUUCAGCGAUGAUUCUCAACUCACAAUCGAAAACUUUGGUGGAUCACAGGAUCAGCUUAACACCGUUGGGCGCUUCGAGCGAGAGCGCAAAAUCUCCAACACCAGCCUGACGUCCAUAGAGCCGGUCGUACCGGCCCGAUCUUCGCUGGCGGAUGCGCGCGGAUCGAUCCAGUUCGGGUACGAUACGGAUUCGGGCAACGAGAAACAGGACCGUGACACUGAAAAGUUGCCCGGAAGUAGCAGUGGCACGCUGCGGCGUCACAACAGUACCACGUUACAUUCCAACAGUAGCCCAAUGAGCCAUUCCGGUGAUGGUAGCAAUACGGGCCGUGGUGGCAGUAGCUCCGUCGAGCGCGACCUUGUUGAUGGAGACGGAACACCUACCAUAGUGGGUAGCAGCGGAACGGGACUGACUGUUGCUGCCAGUGCUGUAGCUGCUGCCGAAGUUGAGCUAACACCGCGCCGAAAGACAUCGUUUGCCACUUUGCCGAACACCACUACCUGGCAACAGCAAGCCAUAAGCGUACAGAAAAUGGAUGAUGUUGACGACUCACAACCGUUGGAAGAUGCAACAAAGAUCUCGACGAUCAAGCUAAAGCUGGAAGAGAAGCGACGUCUGAUCGAGCAGGAAAAGCGUCGCAUUGAGACGGCCUGGACGAAGCAGUUACAAACGGUUGGCAAACAGGCUUUUUUACAAGCAAUUAGCAAGAGCAAAAGUGGCAGCAAUGUCGCGGGCGAGCCGGAAUCCACCUCGAAAGAAUCGAACGACGGGGCCACGGUAGUAGACGAUGAGAUUGUAGUUGAAAAGGCGGAACGACCAUGUUCCCUCAAGGAUUUGGAUGACCACAGCAAGUAUGAGCAGAAGUGGAAUGCACAAAUAAUCGAACCGAAGAAGACUCCCGAUCUGGAGAACAUGGACCUGGAACAGUAUCAACAAAGCAUUUCGAAAAUGAACUCCAACUUGCACGAUAUUCAGGCGGACAUACAGCGGCUCACGCAGCAGCAGAAUCAAAUUCAAGCCCAAACGCUGCAGGCACAGCAGCUACUGCAUGCGCAGCAGAUAGCCAAUCUGCUCAAUCAGCAAUAUGGAUCGCAGCAAAGCAUCCCAGCUAACACGUAUCGUCAGAUGAAUACUCAAAUGUUCGGCUCUAGUCCUCACCUGCCCCAGCAGCAGUCAUCGCCGAUCAAUUACGGAAUGCGUCCACCCAGCCGCGAUCCGUACCAACCGCAGCACCAACAACAACAGCAGCAACACACGAUGCAGUACAUCAAUGAGCAGGGUCAGUACGUGCAGCAACAGGUGAACUAUGGUCACCAUCCAAACAACAACAGCCAUCUAGUGUACAGUCGCGAACAGAGCCAAACGCAACUGAUCAGUGAUCACAACGGUGGAAAUCCGUACCGAACAAUGAGCAAGGAAAACCACCAAUACUCCUCGAACCCGUACUUGAACAUGGAUCACCAUCAGCAACAGCAGCAGCAACAACAGCAACAAUUCUAUCAUCAAGACUCGAAUCACUAUCGGGAUCCAUACCAGCAGCAUCAGCAGGAGAUGAAGGACCCACAACCCCCACAACCACACGGAGGACAAUUUUUCCUGCACGAAAACAACUCCACUCCACCACAACCGACCCAGCGCCGCACGUGGGCACAAUCGGCCGCUGCGUCCGUUGCACCGCUCGGUGGAUCGCCAAUCAUUUCCGGGCGCAACGAUAACAUCAACAACAGUAUGGUCGAUGUGAACGCUUGGAACCAUGGACCGAAGGCGAACACGAUCGGUGGUUACAAUAAAUCACCCGCACCGAGUAGCGGUUUUUCGCUCCAUCAUAACGGUGGCGACGGUGACAGUGGUUACGGUGGUGGUAGUGGUCGGGGUGGAAGCGGUGGCAGUGGCGGUAGUCAACAGUCAUUCCAAAAUCUGUUCGAGGUGCAUCAUCAUCCGCACCAUAAUCUUGGUGGCGGUCCGACGGCGGCCAGCCCGCAACACAGCAAGGUGCGCAAUCAAAUCUCGCAGAUGAUGAUAAGCAACGGUAACAGUCCAUCGACGACGGGUGGUCCAAUGAUGGGUGGGGGUGGAGAUUAUCGUGACAAUCGCAGCAUGCCACUGUCACCACCGAUCGAUGAUAUGGCACCGCAGAGCAUCUCCUUUAUUGGCGAUGAGGACACGGGUGACAUUGAGAUUAACACAUCGAAGGGUGGCGGACGUAAUGAUAGCUUUGGUAUGCGGCAGCAACAGCAACAGCAACAGCUGGACGCACUGUACGGUAGUAGCAAAGGGCCGGCAGGAAUGCGGAACAAUGCCGGCGGCAAUGUGCAGGAUCUGGACAAGCAUCUGAGCAAGUUGAACAUAACAAGCGGCAACCGUACUUACAGAAUACCGUCACCGACGAGGCCAAGUCUCAACUCCAACAGUUUCCAUGACCCGCAGGAAGAUGUAAACGAAAAAGGAUUCUACAUCUCGUUCGACAACGAACAGCCGAAAAGGCCAAAGCCACCGUUACGGACAAAGCGCUCACCAAAGAAAGACAAAUCUCUUGCCAGUGAUUCAAACGAGGGCGAGAAACGUCGGGACAGCAUCAUCGAAAAGACUUCGUCACGAGUAGAAACCAAUGCCAACAACUUUGGAACGUACAGUGUCAAGACGGCGAGCAGUUUCUCGAGCAGUUUCAACGAGGAACACAACGCGUCGCAUGCGCGGAAGAGCAUCAUCGCCGAUAAUAGUGGCGUGUCGCCGUUCGAGCCGGUGGUGCACAAGGUGAAUGUUGGUGGCAGUGGGGCCGCCCCACCAUCCCCGAUGAUGAUGAUGCACCAGCAGCAGAUGAACAUGGACCAUGUGGGUGACCGGCGGUACGCGAUGGAGGACAACUCGAUUAGCGGCAACGGACACUACAGCAGUCACAACAACAGCAGCGAUGGAUACGGCAGCGAGACGGAACGAAAGGCGAAGAUCGUCAUCGAUGUGUCCAAUGAUCAGACUUCCGUCGAUGAGAUGGAGCGGAAAAAGGAGAAAAUUAUGCUACUAUCACUACAACGGCGGCAGCAAGCCGAGGAAGCAAAAGCCCGCAAAGAAAUCGAAGCGAUGCAGCGUCGCGAGAAGGAGCGCGAAAAGGAGGAGGAACGGGCCCGCAAAAAGGAGGAACAGUUUGCCCGCCGUCAGGCGAUACUUGAAGCACACAAACUCAAGAAAGCCAUCGAGGAAGCGGAGAGAGAAGGAAAGACAAUCGAUCGUGAGCUGCAGCUGAAGCAUCAGAUGUACCAGCAGCAGCUCCAUCAAACGGCCCACUCGACCACACCGACACCCGCAGCCAAGCUGCGCACGCAGAAGCUGACCCGUCCCCGACCGAAAACGAUUCACGUCGAGUCCGGCUCGGUGGAUCUGAGCGAAGCGUCCAGCUUGAGCAGUCGGGGCAAAAAGGGUUCCAACUCGAAUUUGACCGGUCUCGGUAUGCAUAGUGCCUCGAACACGAUACGUCGAGACUACUACCGGGGAUCGCAGGAUUCACUAGCAAUCAGAGAAUCACCGGACGAGUAUCCCAGCAGUAGUUCAACGCCGAUCGGACGCCGUGGAUCUUACAAAACAGGAAGAGAACCAGCCACGAUCGAACGGGGCCGCACACUGUCCCGUAUCUCGCUAGCGAAAGGUGCCAAUUUCCGGGGACGUAAAUCAAACUCCCUAAUGAAUCUAUGCGACUCCGACUCCGGAUUGGGCCGGGCGACACCACCGAGACGGGCACCGUCACCAGGCAUGGGUCCGUCCAGCCGCCAUCUGCCUUCGCCGUCCGGUCCGGGCUCGCUACCGCCCGGGUUGAUCACGAAGCGGCGCGGCUUCGACGAUGGUUCCAGCGACAUCUCGUCCAACGCGAGCUCCAUGAUGGAUUACAACGGACCGAGAUUGUACAAGCAACCGGCAACGAAAUCGAACCGUGGUAUCAUCCUGAAUGCCGUCGAAUACUGUGUCUUCCCGGGUGCGGUAAACCGCGACGCCAAGCAAAAGGUUCUGGAAAAGAUUGCCCGCUCGGAGGCGAAGCACUUCCUGGUGCUGUUCCGCGAUGCCGGCUGCCAGUUCCGCGCCCUGUACGGCUACUGGCCGGAGAAUGAGCAAAUCAUUAAGCUGUACGGUACUGGGCCGAGCCAGGUCGAUGAUGUGAUGUUCGACAAGUUCUUCAAAUACAACUCGGGCGGUAAAUGCUUCACCCAAGUGCACACCAAACACCUCACCGUGACGAUUGACGCGUUCACGAUACACAACUCGCUGUGGCAGGGCAAGAAGGCGAAUCUGCCGAGCAAAAAGGAUAUGGCACUGGUAAUUUGAGGCCCGCGCAAUGUCCGCAGCCCUUUGCCCGCUACUCGUCCUUCGCCUCCACUCUCUUCCACCCUUACCAGUAUCAUGCGUCACUAGCCCACCUGGCCACGGACAGUGGGG